Mucor velutinosus is the source of this 1038-nucleotide messenger RNA. RefSeq lists its product as uncharacterized. The coding region runs from base 1 to 1038 and encodes 345 amino acids. The record is from RefSeq and is a predicted model, not a curated record. Lineage: Eukaryota; Fungi; Mucoromycota; Mucoromycetes; Mucorales; Mucoraceae. The transcript has 8 exons.
AUGUCUGGAAAGCCUCUACUGGUCAUAGGAGGCAUUGCCUUGGAUAUAACAGCUACCGUUGGAAAGUCAUUUGGAGCAUCCAUUUUACAUACAUCUACACCAGGACAUGUCAAGCAGAGUCUAGGCGGUGUGGGCCGUAAUGUAGCGGAAGCAGCAUGGAGAACAGGCGCCAAUGUCAAGCUAGUGUCUGUUGUAGGCGACGAUUUAGCAGGCGAAUCAGUCAAACAAGGAUUGAAAUCCAUUUCGAUGAACACAGAGUACAUUCAGACGCUUGCCAAUCAACCUACAGCUGUUUACAACGCAUUGCAUUCAGAGGAUGGCCAAUUGGUAGCAGCAGUCGCAGAUAUGAACAUUUUCGAUGCUAUGGAUGCCAUAAAAGCAAGUAGCUUACUUUGUAUGAUGGAUUUAUCUACUAAUCUGGAUCUCGCUGCUCAAAUGAUGAAAUCAAUUGCCAUGGCAUGUCAAGCAUUGUCGAUUCCUGCAUUAUUCGAGCCAACAUCUGUCUCAAAAUCCUUGAAACUAUUCCAACAUGCAGAAACAACGAUGGCACAGGCUGUCAAAUACGCUUCGCCGAAUCAAUUUGAGCUUGAAGCCAUGUGUAAUACCAUUCGAUCUAAUCCCAUCUUAUCGAAAGCGACCAAGAAGCAGCAGAGCGACAUUUUAGCGAGAAUGCCAUUGACAUUGAAAAACGCACCCAAACUAGCGCAUCUUGCAUUACCAGACGCAUGCUUCUUAUCUCAGUUUAUUCCAAAUGUGAUUACAAAACUCGGUGAGGAAGGUUGCCUGUAUGUCAGCAAGAAUGCGGGCGUCGAAUACUUUACUCCAGAGUCUAUUCAGCCAAAUGAGAUUGUGAAUGUAACGGGUGCUGGCGACUGUUUUGUCGGUACCUUAAUAGCUAAUCUACAGAAACAUGCCAACGCCACCAUGUCCUCCAAUGUCCUGAGAUCCAUCAUUCACAAUGCGCAAAUGGCAUCCAUUAGAACAUUGAAAUCCAACAGAGCUGUGAGUGAUGAAAUUUCAUCUGAUUUGUUGCUGUAA